Boeremia exigua is the source of this 1096-nucleotide messenger RNA. RefSeq lists its product as uncharacterized. The transcript has 3 exons. Gene Ontology annotation, molecular function: protein binding. NCBI's taxonomy places the organism in Eukaryota, Fungi, Ascomycota, Dothideomycetes, Pleosporales, Didymellaceae. The coding region runs from base 126 to 992 and encodes 288 amino acids. The record is from RefSeq and is a predicted model, not a curated record.
CAAACACUUUGCAAGUGGCUCAGGGCUGCCGAUCUUUUUCAGGGCUGCGAACCUCACCUCCACACCACUCGGCUCUUGGAAACCGUAACACCAACACCGACAUAAUCGAUAUUUCAACAUCACAGAUGGACCGGGUUGCUCCGACGAAUAAUGAUAAUGAUCAUGGUCAUGAACAGAGCAGGUCGCGCAAGCGCCCAAAGCUGCGGCCAGCCGACAACUAUGAUCACUUCAGGUUCCUCGACUUGCCAGCAGAGCUGCGUAAUCGCAUCUACGAUUACGCUACAGAAAAUGCAUCAAGCAAUAGCCCAACACUGCGUCCGAAAUCGAAGAAGCCGAUCAAACGGGCUGUCUCUGAGUCCACUUUGUUGUCCACCAAUGAAGCGGAGCCUGAGCGAAGAGUCAUCAUCCCGUAUCUCGCAUUGACACAAACGUGCCGGCAGAUCAGAGACGAGUUCCGACCAAUGUGGCUGUCGACACCCAAGAUCCCUCUAUGCUUGAUGGUCACCUAUCUCAAGGCCUUCUUCCCAGGACGCUUGCCAAAAGCCAUGCGACUUGAAAAGCCUGUCCUGGACACGUACAGCCUUCGAGCGAUUGUGAGACGAGACGACCUGGACCCUCACGCUAUGUACGAUGCAACCAGACUCCUCAAGCACAAAGCACGAUUUCCCAAGUGCGCCAUCACACUCCAAUCGCUGCCAUACUACAGCGAUUCAACACUGCGGAAGAUGGAACGGCUGAUCAACCACGACAACUCAACAUGGAGGCAGGCAUUAUUAAGAGGUAGCAUCAGCCAGAUCCGACUUGGUGUGCCACAUAUAGGGCCUGAGAUAAUACUAACCGAUAUUGUCAUGAAAGAGAGAUUUGCUGAACCAUGGAUGAAGCCCACCUUGAAGUAUCAAGCGGAUGACGUUUUGAAGCGGUUCAUGGGACAACUCGGUUUUGACCUCGAGACCAUUUCGUGGCAGGUCCGGUUUUACGUGGACUAUUCGUGAGGUGUUAAUACCUACUUUAUAAGCUUUCGGGUGUGUUUACGGCGUGGCGGAGCUGCACUUACAGUCCUGGUCACCAGCGCUGUUCAUGUGCAUGUCUCAUGAUU